GUCAAUCUCCGAAAUCGAGCAGAUGUUUAUUGUUUUGUUUUCGUUUUGCAAGUAAAUAUACGAUGUCGGAAGAUUGUAAAUCUGAUUCUUCGACUUCAGAGUCAGAAGUUAGUGCCUGUAGUUCCAGUUAUAAUCCAUUGAAGGCUCUCUACUCGGACAAAGUAAAGAUACCGGUUGAAUCGGCGCCGUUGUAUGAAAACAUCGCUCAAUUUGAAGCCGCACAGAGCAAAUCAAAUGAAAUAAUUCCACUUGGACAUGCGAAAUUGGUUCAGAAAAGAGAAGAAGAGAAGGAAAAGAAAAGAAUAGAGGAGGAGAGAUUGUUAGAAGAAAAGAAUAAACGCCGGUUCGCUCAGUAUCAAACAGUCAUGGUGCCAACAAAAGAGUAUAGAGCGAAGAACCUCCUCACUCGCAUAGAGGUUAUGGAAGGACCCCUUGGGGUUUUAAAGGAAUGCGUCGACAAGAGGCUUAGAGUUAAGAUAAUAACACGUAGCCACUCAGGAGUGAGAGGUGUACUACAUGCGACCCUGGUGGCUUUUGAUAAACAUUGGAACAUGGCGCUCAGUGAUGUCCUAGAAGUUUGGCAGAAAAAGAGGGUGAAACAAAGGAAGAUCCCUCCUGUAAUGGGUAAACCAGUACCGAAAGGCACAGCGGCAACAAUCUCUACAAUCCCGACUGUGACAGAAACUCCUCUGGGGAAGGGAAUAUUCGAAUGCCAGAGACACGUGCCACAGAUGAUGAUGCGUGGUGAACACAUAGUACUAAUCAACGUGGUGGAGCGGUGACCUCUUCUAAACACUGCCAGCCUGGUAGUUCGAAUAUGUGUUGCGACUUUUUGUGCGACCUAUGUUGUAAUCUUUACGUGUUAACUUUUUGUAUCACUUGCUAGUUACUAUUAUAAUAUUUUGAUAGUUUAUGAUAGUAUCUAAUACGCUUAUCGAUCAUAGAUCGCUAGAAUUUAAUCGAUGGUGCUGCGAUUGAGCUAGAAAAUAUGUUGCAACUGGUUAUAGCUUAGUGUUCAAAUGAGCCUUAAACAAAGUUAUUUUUAUAAUCAAAAAAGUUUGUGUACUUUUUAAUGACAAUAAAAUGUUCUCACUGACAUUCCCAUGCGUUUCCAAUGUCCCAGUAUUGUCAGCGUAUAAAAUAAAAUAAAAUCCACACAAUGCUUGUUUUGAGGAACGUUAUUCGAUUUUUAAAUGAUAUUCCAUGAGAACGGGCCGCCAUUGAAAUUACGAACAUUACACCCAAUUAAAUACAUACUAUGUAUUUUGAGUUUUUUAAAUGGAUUCUCUUUUAUUUUGACGUGAACAUCUAUAAAGUUGUAAAUAUAGAUAUUUGCUCA
Molecule: messenger RNA, 1339 nt
Organism: Spodoptera litura
Lineage: Eukaryota; Metazoa; Arthropoda; Insecta; Lepidoptera; Noctuidae
Gene: Lsm11
Product: U6 snRNA-associated Sm-like protein LSm11
Biological process (GO): mRNA 3'-end processing by stem-loop binding and cleavage
Cellular component (GO): U7 snRNP
Molecular function (GO): U7 snRNA binding
Source: RefSeq, a predicted model, not a curated record